AUGGGGAAAGUGUGUGCAACAAUGGAGGGUAUGAAAAUACCUAGGGAAGAAGACAAAAAAGGCGACGGACUCGAGCUGAGUUUGGAGUUGUCCAUAGGCGGUGGCCGGUACGGAAAAUCGGAGAAUUCUCCAAUGGCCAAAACACGCGACCCGAUUUCGAGAUCCGGGUUCUCAUUCGGGUGCGGGUCGGGGGAUCCGCAUAGGAGGAGGGAGAUUCAGGCAGCGAAGAGGCAGGAGGCGCGCCACAAGAGGGAGGAGAAGCUGAAGAAAUCGUCAAUGGCGGAUGAUGGUAACAGGCUGUGUUUGGAGGCGCGGAGAUCCCAAUCCAGGGUUCGGGACAGGGAAGCUAGAGAGAGAGAGGGUUUCUCGGAGGAGAGAGAGAGGAACAAGACCGCGGCGAAUGGGCUGAGCCUGUCCCUGGGCACCGAGAACAAUAAAAUGGAAAUGGUGGGAAGGGGCUGUUUGUUUCCAAAUCCUGCCCCCGGGAAUGGAUUCGCUUAUCCCUACGGCAUUCCGUCUUUGGGGCUAAGUGUCGGGGGAGGAGAGAGAAACGAUGGGAAUAAUGCGGUCCGUUCCGUUUCUUGUAGGAAUCGGAAUCGGAAUUUGUCGCUAGAUUGUGAUUCCGAGUAUAGUAAUAAUGGGCUAGAUGAUAUUGGAAGCUGGAAUUUAGCGGUGCCAAACAGGUCCUUGGUUGAACAAGGUUCUUCCGCUGUUUCUGAUUAUCCCACAACUUCCCACAAAGGUGGGAGUAGCAGCGAAACUGGAAGCCACUCCAGCCCGUAUAUUUACCGAAAUGCCCUGAAUCAUGCCAAGGCCAAAAGCAACGACUCAUCCACUCAGGCAAAGCUAGAAAAGUUGUUAAAAUCGGAACAAACCAAUAACACAUGCUCCCCAUAUGAUCUGAACCAAGCAUCUUCUUCUAUGAUGAAAGAGACAGGUGUCAGUCCUAUCGAAAAACAUCCUAGUCCACCGAACAACAACAAUAGCCUUAACCUAAACCUCAAUGCAUCUCCGGGCCUGCGUAAUAUGCCGUGUGUCUCGGCCACAGGAAACGGUCCCCACGGUAGAACGGUAACGGGAUUCUUGUAUAAGUAUAAUCAAACGGAGGUCAUUAUAAUGUGUGUUUGCCACCGGAGCUUGUUUUCUCCGGCGGAGUUUGUGGAGCAUGCUGGCGGUGUUGAUGUGUUGAACCCGUUGAGGCACAUUACCAUGAUAGCGCACCCUUGA
This is a messenger RNA of Erythranthe guttata (spotted monkey flower), 1227 nucleotides long. RefSeq lists its product as uncharacterized. The record is from RefSeq and is a predicted model, not a curated record. NCBI's taxonomy places the organism in Eukaryota, Viridiplantae, Streptophyta, Magnoliopsida, Lamiales, Phrymaceae. Gene Ontology annotation, biological process: negative regulation of DNA-templated transcription; signal transduction. Gene Ontology annotation, cellular component: nucleus.